Molecule: messenger RNA, 282 nt
Organism: Candoia aspera
Lineage: Eukaryota; Metazoa; Chordata; Lepidosauria; Squamata; Candoiidae
Gene: HRK
Product: harakiri, BCL2 interacting protein
Exons: 1
Coding region: 1-282 (93 amino acids)
Source: RefSeq, a predicted model, not a curated record
AUGUGCCCCUGCGCUCUGCCCGGCCGCCCCCCGGCCGGGUGCUUCUGCAGCAACGGCGGCGGCGGCGGCGGCGGCGGGGGAGGCGGCAGCCCGGGCAGGGCGCGCGUCUCCGGAGCGCAGCUCACCGCGGCGCGCCUCCAGGCGAUCGGCGAUGAGCUGCAGGCGCGGACGGCGGCGCGGAGGGCGGCGCGGAGCCGCCGCGCGUCCGCCGGCACCAGCCUGGCCACUUCCUUGGCGCUGUUGGCCGCCCUGGCCUGGCUGAGCCGCAGGGGGCGCAUGUAG